Cinclus cinclus is the source of this 4081-nucleotide messenger RNA. It is a transcript of the gene HBP1, whose product is annotated as HMG-box transcription factor 1. The transcript is spliced from 11 exons. Gene Ontology annotation, biological process: regulation of transcription by RNA polymerase II. The record is from RefSeq and is a predicted model, not a curated record. NCBI's taxonomy places the organism in Eukaryota, Metazoa, Chordata, Aves, Passeriformes, Cinclidae. Gene Ontology annotation, molecular function: RNA binding; DNA-binding transcription factor activity, RNA polymerase II-specific; protein binding. Gene Ontology annotation, cellular component: nucleus. Bases 1354 to 2994 code for a protein of 546 amino acids.
ACUGAGCUAUCUGCUCUUGCUGUGUUCCAUAAUUUUACUGUGCCUCAUGGGUGACAGGGGUAUAAAUUGUGUUAAAGGUCUUUUUUGGAGGUGAAAAUAAUGUCACUGAUAGUUUGAGUUGUAUUUUCUCAUUUCUGUGACCUUUCUUCCCAACCUUAAAAUCAGAAUAAGGUGACGUAGCUGUUCAGUAGUGCCAUUUGAGUAGAAUCAAGGGUCUUUUUAUGUUUAGCAUGCAAGUUUAUAUAAGUUUUGCAUAUAUUUGAAAGAUUAGGAGAUCACAAGGGAAGAAAUUUUCCAGUCAAAACCCUCCUGGACAUGAUCCUGUGCAACCUUCUGAAGUGAAUCUACUUCAGCAGUGAAGGGGGCUGGACUAGAUGACCUCCAGAGGUCCCUUCCAACCCAGUCAUUCUAUGAUACUAAAAUACUAUACUUUUUUCAACUAUUGUUGUUAUUUCUCUGAUGUAGCUUACUUUGUGGACAUGCAUAUGGUAGACUUUUCAGGAUUUCUUUCUUACUAAGCUGUGUUUUCUGCUCUUUCGUGAGUGACUCAUGAUUAUUUUUUCAAGGACACUUCAUUAAAGUAGAAGGUAAUCAUGUUAUGGUAGCUUUAAUUCAUCCUUGUCUGAAAAAAAAAGUAGAUAACCAAAUUACUAAAUAUUGGAUAACAUCGUUUACAGAUUACAGCUUUUAGAGACAGUGGUUGUAUAGAAUAAGCACACAGUUCUCUGCUGAAGAUGAUUUAAAAUAGUGGAUGUGGUAUAAACAUUACAUUUGCUAGGAUUUGGAGAAAUGAAACUGAAGUGAAAUCUUCCAGUAGAGGCUUCUUUAUCUUUCCAUUUGUGACACAACUAAGGAUGUUAGGAGUCCAGUGUGCUUGAGACUCUUCCUGGAGGCCAGAGAUGGGAAGGGCAGUGGAAAAGGCUCCUGCAGAAACACCAGUGCUGAAAGGGCAACUGGGGAAAAUGUGGGCCUGAUGCUAAAUGGCAGAGGAGACCUGAUCUCACAAGGUUGAGGACAGCAUUUUUGCUUUGAUCUUCAUUUUCUAGGCCUGUUCCCAGGUUCCUCAAGUCCCUGGGUGUAGCAACGUGCCUCUGAGAGAGCAAAACACUUCUUUGUGGUAGGAGUGGAGCGAGUGAGGAGCGGCCGGUUCUGUGAGGCACACAUGCACGAAGCAGUGGGACCAUGUGGGAUCCCUCCAGGCCAGUGCCAGUCGUAGGUCACAGAAUAUUUUGGGUUUGAAGGGGCCUUAAAAGUCAUCUAGUUCCAAGCCCCCUGCAGUGGGUUUGUGAGGAUGGUCUCCAAAAAGCAGCGGAUUUGGUGGCAGGAUGACUCCCAACAACUGGAAGAAAGAAAAUGUCACACCAGGCUUCGAGGAGAAUGUGGGGAAACUGCAGACUGGCCAGUCUUAGCCUUCAGUCAGAUACUUUGGAGCAUCCUAACAUGGUGUGGGAAGUGAAGACAAAUCAAAUGCCUAAUGCAGUUCAGAAACUCCUUCUGGUAGUGGACAAGAGAACUUCAGGGAUGAACGAGUCACUGGAGUUGCUGAAGUGUAAUGAAAACCUGCCCUCUUCUCCUGGAUAUGCAUCCUGUGAUGAGCAUAUGGAACUUGAUGAUCUUCCUGAAUUACAGGCUGUGCAGACAGAUUCUACCCCACCUGCACUUUUUCAGCUUGGUGCUGAUGUUUCACAUCAGGAAUGUUCAAGGCCUUCAUGGAGCCAACAUACCUCAAACAGCAAUCCAGAAAAUGCUUAUUCUUGUGAGAAUGGGGUGAACUGGUUGACAGAAUUAGCAAAUAUAGCCACAAGUCCUCAGAGUCCUUUGAUGCAGUGCGCUUUUUAUAACAGAUCAUCUCCUGUUCGCAUAAUAGCAACGAGCAAAAGUUUACAUUCCUAUGCACGUCCUCCACCAGGAUCUUCAAACAAUGAUCCCAACUUCUCCAAGAAUGAUGUGGAUGAAACACCAGUCAGACACGAAAGGGCAAAUAGUGAAUCAGAAUCUGGCAUUUUCUGCAUGUCAUCACUUUCAGAUGAUGAUGAUUUAGGAUGGUGCCAUUCCUGGCCCUCAACUGUCUGGCAUUGUUUUCUAAAAGGCUCUCGUUUGUGCUUUCAUAAAGGGCGCAAUAAGGAAUGGCAGGAUGUUGAAGAGUUUGCAAGAUCUGAAAGCUGUGGAAAAGAGGAAAAUCUCCCAGUCAGUCCAUACAAGGACUAUGGUUCCAAUGGUUUGAAGUUGAUUUCUCAUGAAGAAAGCAUUUCAUGUGGUGAGUCAGUUCUGAAGCUGACUUUUGAUCCUGGCACAGUGGAGGAUGGCUUGCUUACCGUGGAAUGCAGACUUGAUCAUCCAUUCUAUGUUAAAAAUAAAGGUUGGUCAUCUUUUUAUCCAAGCUUGACUGUGGUACAGCAUGGCAUUCCAUGCUGUGAAAUGCAUCUUGGAGAUCUGUGUCUACCUCCUGGACACCCUGAUGCCAUUAACUUUGAUGAUUCAGGUGUUUUUGAUACAUUUAAAAGUUAUGAUUUUACCCCGAUGGACUCCUCUGCAGUGUAUGUGCUCAGCAGCAUGGCUCGCCAGCGUCGCGCUUCGCUGUCCUGUGGGGGAUCGAACAAUCAAGAUGCUGAGAGAUCAGAAUGCAGUAGUAAAAACUGUGCCUCUGCUGCAUCAUCACACCUUUCCUCCAAUCCUUUGUACAGCAAAGCUGGCAAAAGCCACAGCUCAGGGACUGCAAGUACUGUGAGUGCCACUUCUCCAAACAAGUGCAAAAGACCAAUGAAUGCCUUCAUGCUUUUUGCCAAAAAAUACAGAGUUGAAUACACUCAGAUGUAUCCAGGGAAAGACAACAGAGCCAUAAGUGUGAUACUUGGCGACAGGUGGAAGAAAAUGAAAAAUGAGGAAAGAAGGAUGUACACACUAGAAGCCAAGGCCUUGGCGGAGGAGCAGAAGCGUUUAAAUCCUGACUGUUGGAAAAGAAAACGAACAAAUUCUGGCUCACAACAGCAUUAAGCCAGAAUAUUCCUGUUAACUCUGUAUUUUCAAAAUGGCUAUUGCUUGAUGGCAAGAAGAUGCAAGAUCAAGGUCUUACUAUUUGUUGUGACUAUGUGUGACCAUAAAAUACUGGCACCAUCAUGGAAAUGAUCUGAGUGCAGAUUUGCUUUUUAAAAUAGAACAUUAAGUAAGCUAAAAACUAUCAGCAUUUUAAACCAAAUUGCCUUAUUUUUCUUCCAAACUUCAUUAUGUAUCAGGUAAUAUAGGCUUGAAAAUGGAUAUCCUGUGGUGCUAAAGUACUUUAGAAAGAGGCGAAGGAGAUAUGUAUAAAUGUUUAUUUUUAAAAAAAAUGUACAAAAAGGGGAAUUUUAAAAUAUGUAACAGCUGUUUAUAUACAUUGAUUCUUAUUGCUGAUUAAUAUGUAUUGCACAACUGUAUUAUUAAUUGCGAUUCUGGGGCCUGGGAUUUUUGAAAUGGCAAAGUGUAUUAUCAGCUUCCAGCUUCCCAGCCUGCUCUGCUGCCAGCAAGUUACCAGAAGGUGUGGGAAUGAAGGGUGUGGUGUGAUGUAGCAAGGGAGCUGCUGCUUGGGAUGCCACUUAGAAGACUUGUACCCACAAGGGACAUAUUUUUGCAUCGGCUGGCACUAGUGAGAGCUGUCGUUUUGUGGUGGAAACAAUGGCCCAAGACAGGAUGAAACAAAUAAAUAGCAUUAUCUCAAGAAAAGUGGUGCUGUUGAUAUCAUCACCAUCAUAGUUAUAACUCUGUGUUUUGUCUUUGCCACAUAUUCUACAACAUUUUAUUUUGCCAUAAGACAUCUUUAUGGUGGGGGCAAACUUUGCACUUAACUGUAUGUGCAACACUUGCACUUUACUUUUUUUUCCUCUUCCAACUGUCUAAAAUUAGAGCAGCUGUGUUAGAUUACAAUUGCUUCUGCUGUGAACAUUUACAAUCAUGGCUUUUCCUGUACUAAACAGCGGUGCGUUGUUUCUUUUUUUAAGAAUCACAACUGUAAAUUUCAGUUUAUGACACGUCUACAUGAUGUUGCCCCUAAGAUUUUUGCACACUAUAUUCUUGUAUAUUAUUUCAAAUAAAUUCAUUAAAAUUU